AUGUAUAAAGCAUUCGAUCCUUUAUCAAAAGAAAUUCUGAAACCUCAAAAACUAUCUCAGCCGAAUAUUUCUGGAAUGUUGGGUCAAGCAUGGAAAGAAAUGCAUCCAAUUGCUAAUGGUAAUAUCAGUGGCAAUCAAUAUCAAAUGACAACUGAAAGUUACUUCUUGAUUAAUUCUCUCGCCGCCCAACCAAACGAAAUCCCUCAAGAGGUUAUUGAAAGUGGCUCCUUGAACAAUCAUCAACAAUACGGAAGUCUUGAAGAAAUUCAGUCUCUUGUAUCCAAUGAGAAUCAAGUCAUCACCCAACAAAAUGAAAUCCCUCAAGAGAUUAUUGAAAAUGACUCCUUGAACAAUUCUAAACAAUACAGAAGUCUUGAAGAAAUUCAGCCUCUU
Molecule: messenger RNA, 393 nt
Organism: Ambispora leptoticha
Lineage: Eukaryota; Fungi; Glomeromycota; Glomeromycetes; Archaeosporales; Ambisporaceae
Source: the annotation of a GenBank genome assembly